AUUUCAUAUCAAUAUUAUUGCUUCUAUAUUUUUAUUUGAUUCAGGACUUUAUCAUUUGAGGACCUGCUUCUUACAGUUGCGACAUACAGACAUAAAGGAACACUAACAAUCAAUUCUUUGAUCUCUAGUUAACACCUACUCUAUUUAAUCUUCUUCUCUCUUCAGUCAAUCUUUUUUUUUUUUUUCAACUCUUUUAACCUUCCAACUUUCUCUUUGAACAUUAGCUUUCGCAAUGGCAAAGAUCUUGACAAUUGUCAUGCUGGUCUUUGUGUCCAUGGCCGGAUGGAUGUUCGGUGCUGACACAGGAUCCAUUGGUGGUAUCACAAACAUGCGCGACUUUCAAUCACGAUAUGCAGAUAAAUAUGACAAGGAAACAGAUACUUAUUCGUAUUCAUCCGCGAGACAGGGUUUACUGACUGGUAUGGUCAACAUUGGAUCCAUGACAGGCUGUAUUCUUUCUUCUCCGUUUGCUGAUCGUCUGGGUAAGCGUAACUCAAUUCUCUUCUUCACCUGUGUCUACCUCAUCGGUAUCAUUGUACAACUCACAACACUCCCUUCCUGGGUACAGUUCAUGGUCGCAAAGAUGUGGACUGGUCUCGGUAUUGGUGCUCUUUCUGUGCUCGCUCCUGGUUAUCAAUCUGAAGUUGCUCCUGCCGCGAUGCGUGGUGCCAUUGUCACUACUUACCAACUAUUCAUUACCGCCGGUAUUUUCAUCGCCGCUUGCAUCAACAUGGGCACUCAUAGACUUGCAAAGAGCACAUCUUGGCGUGUCCCUAUUGGUAUUAACUUGCUCUGGGGUAUCAUUACUCUUGUAGGUAUCCUUUUCCUCCCUGAAUCUCCUCGUUACUUAAUUUCCGUUGGCAGAGAUGCAGAAGCUUUGCAAAUUAUGUGCAAGAACAAUGACCUUCAUCUUGAGCACGAGGUCAUUCAAACUGAAUACCAUAUGAUCAAAUCGGACUGUGAAGCUGAGUUGGCUGGCGGCCCUGCUAAAUGGCCAGAAAUCUUUAGCAAAAAUAUCCGCUAUCGUACAUUCCUUGGUAUUGGUGUCAUGUCCCUUCAGCAACUUACCGGAAAUAAUUACUACUUUUAUUAUGGUACUCAAGUAUUCCGCGGCACUGGUAUGACCUCUCCCUACUUAGCAGCAUUAAUUCUCGACGCCGUAAACUUCUGUUGCACCUUCGGAGCUCUUUAUGUAAUGGAACAUUUUGGUCGUCGUACUCCUCUAAUUAUCGGUGCACUUUGGCAAUCACUUUGUUUUUUCAUUUACGCCGCAGUCGGAGAUCGUUGCUUAUAUAAAUCAGAUGGAUCCACUAACCACCAAGCUGGUACUGUAAUGAUUGUUUUCUCCUGUUUCUUCAUUUUUGCUUUUGCUCAAGCUUGGGCUCCCGGCGCGUAUGUUAUUGUUGGUGAAUCGUACCCAAUUCGUUUCCGUUCCAAAUGUGCUGCAGUAGCUACUACCGGUAAUUGGUUCUGGGGAUUCUUAAUUUCAUUUUUCACUCCCUUCAUCACUAAUACCAUUGGAUUCAAGUAUGGCUAUGUCUUUGCUGCUUGCAACUUGUGUGCUGCUAUUGUCAUCUUCGCCUUUGCCCACGAAACCAAAGGUCUUACGCUGGAAGAGAUCAAUCUCGUUUAUAUUUCUGGUCGCAAGCCCUGGUCACACCGUCCCAAGAAUAUUGCCAGCUACUCUGAACAACAUAAGGAAGCUUUCGAAGAUGACAAGCAUGAUAAGGCCGAUCUUGACAACUUUACUUCUGACAGUAUGGAAAAUGCUUCGUCUUCUCCUUCAAAGCCAAAGUCAAAGUAUAUCGACAAUGUCGAGGAGGUAUGAAGUUAUAAAAUUUCCAAAGGAUCUUCAUGUCAUCCAUGUUUAGAAGUUAUUGAGAUUCAUUAAAUCCUCUUUUUUGGAUUUCUAUAAAAGCCACCUAAAUCGUUCCACGAUGUAAAAACCCUAUUCAUUCUUAAUUGAAUGAGUUCAAACUAAAUUUUGUGUUCCUUCACACAUUUCAUGAGUUAUGACACCCCAUUUAUUUGUAUGAAUGCAUCCUUGUUGAUUCACAUACAAUUUGUUAAUAUGCAUCCAUGCUGGCAUUACCUUCCAUCUUACUUAUUGCACUACACACCAUAAGGAAUCAAUGAAGAACCUUUGGCAUUUUCAGCCAUAUUUCACGAUGUACUCAAUCAACCUCAUUAGUUAGAAAACAGCGAACGAAGUCUCGUACUCGUUUAUAAGUAACCAGCAUCUAGAAAGGCAAAUAGGAUAAUUUCAUGUAUAUCUCUUCUUGCCUUCCUUGGAGACUAUCCUUCUUUUCUUAAAGCAACCAACUUUUGUUUAUUGUUUAUAUUGAGCCCCUUAAUUUGAUAAAUAAAUUGAUCAAGUACUGGCAAGCUGAAUCAAGAAUGUUUACAACUGUCAUUUAUAGUAGAUUGGAAUGUAUGAUAAAGCUGCAAUG
Molecule: messenger RNA, 2450 nt
Organism: Schizosaccharomyces octosporus yFS286
Lineage: Eukaryota; Fungi; Ascomycota; Schizosaccharomycetes; Schizosaccharomycetales; Schizosaccharomycetaceae
Product: hexose transporter Ght5
Exons: 1
Coding region: 233-1828 (531 amino acids)
Biological process (GO): carbohydrate transport; transmembrane transport
Cellular component (GO): plasma membrane
Molecular function (GO): carbohydrate:proton symporter activity
Source: RefSeq, a predicted model, not a curated record